Messenger RNA from Lodderomyces elongisporus, 1689 nucleotides. RefSeq lists its product as uncharacterized. Gene Ontology annotation, molecular function: antiporter activity; phosphoenolpyruvate transmembrane transporter activity. Bases 1 to 1689 code for a protein of 562 amino acids. The record is from RefSeq and is a predicted model, not a curated record. The transcript has a single exon. NCBI's taxonomy places the organism in Eukaryota, Fungi, Ascomycota, Pichiomycetes, Serinales, Debaryomycetaceae. Gene Ontology annotation, cellular component: endoplasmic reticulum; Golgi apparatus. Gene Ontology annotation, biological process: phosphoenolpyruvate transmembrane import into Golgi lumen.
AUGCCCGUUUCAACAAAGCUAAGGAGCUUGAUUCCGCCGUUUUCACUCAAAACAGUCAUUGCAUGUCUAUUAUGGUAUACAGUUUCAUCGGUGACAUCUCAACUAACCAAACUAAUUUUGACCAAGUUUACUUAUCCAUUGUUUUUAUCACAAUGUCAAUUUUUGCUCGGCGCCACUUUGGCAUUCUGUCUUAUCACAUUAGCAAGUUGGUAUCCCUCGCUUGAGGAGUGUUUUCCCAAAGGUAGUCUUCCUGCGCAAAGUCGUCAGAUGGAACCUAUUCUAUCACUCGCCAUGUUACUCAAGAUUCUUCCCCUUGGAUUGUUCCAGUUUAUUGGGAAAUACUUGUCACUAAGUGCCACAUCUUUAAUACCGUUGGCAACCAACUCAAGCAUCAAGGCGUUGAGCCCAAUGUUGAUUGUCCUUGGGUAUAGGAUUUUCUACAAAGUUGUGUUUCCCUUCAUUACUUAUGCAUCAUUAGUACCUUUGCUAGCGGGGGUUGUGCUCAUCAUCUCGUCCGAUUCGGGGACAACUGGUUUGUUUAUCAACGAUAAUAAUGAACUUGAUAGUAGACACAUCAAGGGAUUGACCUUUUGCCUCUUGAGUACAGUUGUUUUUGCUGCUCAGAACAUAUAUGGUAAGCAAUUAAUUACUUGGGAUAGCGACUACAAAAUUCAUAACCCAGCCUCCUUGGUGUUGAACACGGAUCCAUCAAGACCGUCUACUCCUAUGCCAUUUUCAAUACACGUGGAAAAAUCAACCACUCCAGUUGAUUAUUUUGAUUCAAACAUCGGAGCAAAGAACAAUCACAACAACAACAACUACAAUAACAAUAACAACAACAACUACAACAACAACAAUGAUAACAACAACAAUGAUAACAACAAUAAUAACAAUAACAAUAAUAACAACAAGAAUAAAAAUAAAAACUUUUUGUAUGUACGACAGAGAACCAAUUCACUUCACUUACCAUAUUCAACCUCAGAUCUUACGUUGGAUGAAAUGAAAGAGAGCCACCUACUUGGAUCACCACCAAGUGCACAGAAUAGUAAUAAAAAUCCUAGCCAUUCUUCUCCGUUUCCUUCAUACGAAAACAUGGCGUUGCAAAACAAUACCAACGUAAACAAUCCAUUUGCUUAUUUCAUCAACAAGUUUGAAUUGCAUAAACUUGCCAAACCAGACAAGAUGACAAUUAUUCUCUACUGUUCGUUAAUCGGGUCCUCAUUUUCCAUAGGUGGGUUUGUUAUGAACGAGUUGCCCAAAAUGUAUCGACAAUUUAGUGAUACUGAAUUUGGUAUGGAAGACACAAUAGAUACAGCUUCGGAGUUUCUAACCAUUAUGGUACUCAUCUUUUUGGACAGUAUCUCUCAUUUUCUUCAAACGCUUUUGGCAUUCCACCUUUUGGGUUCUAUUCCGGCAUUGUCAUACUCAAUUGCGUCAAUGUUGAAGAGGAUAGUGUUGAUAACGAUUAGUUUAAUUGUCACCAUAGGCUACUCCACCACCACUAAAGCUACCACUGCCAUUUCCGCCACCAACUCGGAUGAUGGCGAUCCAGUUGCAGUCAUUGCACCUGUGCCUGGGAAAACUCACGUAAAUAUGCUUACCCGACAACAAGUUGCAGGUCUUGCACUUAUCGCCAUGGGAUUAUAUUGUUAUGACAGAUGGGGGUCGCGAAGUUUAAAAAGUAGAUAG